AUGGCAUCCACCGUCCUUCCAUGCCAGGCACGGCUAGACGUAGAUUCUGGAUCAAUAAAAGCCGGGCUCGGGCUAAUCAGUGUGUCAACCUUCUCACCAAUGCAACUCACCUCUGCACUUCUCUCCCUCGCCGUCCUUCUCACGAGCACCGCGCAGGCGGCUCCCUCUGUGGGAGUCACAUCCAGCCUCACCAAGCGCUGGUGCGGCUUCGACGCGACGUGCGGGUGCACGCCGGAUCCUGCGGCCGGAUGCGAGCUGACGUUCGACAAGUGUGGUCAACAGUGGUACUGGCCGUCGCACUGCAAGGGGUGCCAGGCAGAUUGCCCGGACCAUUGCGUCUUGUUCUUUCACUGCAUCGACCCAUCCCCUCCGAAGUGAUUCGGGAUUAUUAUGAAAAUUUCUCAGGGAAGCUACCGAGAAGCAGGAUAAACAGAGCGUUUCUGUAUUCACAAAUAUGAGCCUCGUCAAACGUAAUGCCUUUAACCGAUGAUAUAUUCUUACUAUCUAUGCAUCGAAAUCUCAGAGUCUACUCACUCGAUAUCAAGUCCUCAGAAUUCUACGAAUGUCACGGAGCUCUAGAGCAGGCGAUGCCUUUUCUUGGCGGACUGCCG
Molecule: messenger RNA, 611 nt
Organism: Mycena citricolor
Lineage: Eukaryota; Fungi; Basidiomycota; Agaricomycetes; Agaricales; Mycenaceae
Source: the annotation of a GenBank genome assembly